Messenger RNA from Xiphias gladius (swordfish), 4521 nucleotides. RefSeq names its product N-acetylglutamate synthase (gene nags). NCBI's taxonomy places the organism in Eukaryota, Metazoa, Chordata, Actinopteri, Istiophoriformes, Xiphiidae. Gene Ontology annotation, molecular function: arginine binding; L-glutamate N-acetyltransferase activity, acting on acetyl-CoA as donor. The record is from RefSeq and is a predicted model, not a curated record. Gene Ontology annotation, biological process: L-arginine biosynthetic process. Gene Ontology annotation, cellular component: mitochondrial matrix. Bases 425 to 2275 code for a protein of 616 amino acids. The transcript is spliced from 8 exons.
AGGCUGUGUGCCGUGAGUUAGCGCAGGAAUGGCCGGUGUCAGGAGCAGGCCUCACGCAGGUCCCAACACGAUCACCUAGGGGCGGCUAAUGUGAUCAGCAAGCCAGGCCAUGUCACGGCUAGAGACGUGAUACUACGUGUAAAUGAAGGGAGAAGAAGGCCUUUUUUAUUCUUCUAAAACGUACAGAUUUCAUUCUGUGUGGUACACAAAAUGGCUGUAUCAAAGAUAAAAUACAGCCGCAAUAAAGAGGGGCACUUAAUGGCCCAAUCGUCAUCACUUUUACGUCUAUUGAGAGGGUAUUGUUUCAUUAAAUGUGACACGUGCAUUCGUAAGUUUUAAAGACACACGGUGCUAUUUGGUGAUGUGUUUUAUUCGAAAAAAAUAACGCCUGAACUUUCAAGUCGAAGUUAUUGAAGAGAGCUGAAUGAGACAGGCUCAGAUUGUCCCCCCCCACCGCCGAUGCAGCUUAAUCGAGCGAAGGGCCGGACUGAAAGCCGAUCAAAGCGGGUCAGUGUGGCUGGAAGAGCAUCCCUUCCUCACCCCACGUCCCGGUCUGAUGAAAUCUGAGAAGUGCCGACGCAGCAGCGCCGCGCUGAAUGAAACACUCUACGGCUCCCGAAGGCUGCCAGUGCUCGGCGGGACUGAACGCUGUCAGCCCGAGGGACUCCGGGCUCUGUCAGCAAGCAACAUGGCCAAAGUAAACAGCGGUUCCUCCGGUUGUCGGGCCAUGGUCAUGGCCAGAAAGUACCUGUCGAGUCCGUCUCUCUCAGUCAUGACACGGGGUUCCGGCCAGCGGCAGCGCAGGAUGUUCGGUCCCCAUCGCCGUAUGGUGGGCUCCGACGCGGCCGGCACGGGAGGAAAGACCGCGGCUUCGGCCCAGCAGGAGCACCUGGGGUACUUCUCGGCCGCAGACCGGCAUGUGCUGACGAACCGGAAUUUGAUUUACCGGGACGUGAAGGCUUUUCUCAAUGAGGUCGGCGGAGACCCCCGGGAGGCUCGCUACUGGCUGACGCAGUUCCAGAGAGCGACUUCUUUCCAGGCUCCUGCCUUUGCCGUGCUGGAGGUGGACAGCUCGGUGUUCGACAGCAGGGAGAUGGUUCAGAGCCUGGCCUUUGGGCUCUCCUUCUUGCAGAGGAUGGAUAUGAAGCCCGUGGUAGUGAUGGGCUGGUCUGAGUACAGGGAGACGGGGCCUGCCGAACCGGUUGCCGGGUCUUGUUGCAGCCGAAGGCUGGUGGAGCGGAGCCAGCAGCUGACCGAGGCUCUGCAGCAGCACUCGGCCACCGUCCUGCCAUUCUUCUCCGCCGAGUCCUUACUCCUACUGCAUGAAGCACCGCGAGGCAGCAGUGUUCCACCCUAUGUUGCUGUAGACAUCAACCUCCUCCAGUGGAGUCUGGACUGCGGGACAAUCCCGUUGGUUUGUCCGGUGGGGAGGGACGGCCGAGGUUGCUCUGUAAUGUUGGAGCCGACAGAGGUGACAGCGGCAAUUUCCAGAACCUUGCAGCCCCACAAAGUAAUGUUCCUGAACAACUCAGGAGGCCUCUGCAGCCACGAGCACAAGGUGCUGGGCACGGUGUCGUUGCCUAGCGACCUCCCCGGUCUGUCGGUGGCAGCAUGGCUGAGUGCUGCGGAGCGCCACAGAGUGACAACGAUAGCCAGACUGCUCAACCACCUGCCGACCGAGUCCUCUGCGGUGAUCACCUCUGCCGACACACUGCUGACCGAGCUCUUCAGCCACAGAGGGUCUGGGACACUCUUUAAAAAUGGAGAUCCCAUACACCGAUACAGCUCCCUGGAUGGGAUUGAUGUGGAGCGUCUGCUGGCUCUAAUCAACAAGUCAUUUGAUAAAACUCUGAGGCGAGACUACAUUGACUCUCUGAAAGGACGACUGCACUCCAUCUACCUCUCUGAAGGGUACAGUGCGACAGCCAUCAUCACCACGGAGCCGGUGAACAGCGGCACCCCCUACCUCGACAAGUUUGUGGUGAGCAGCAGUAAGCAGGGACAGGGCACCAGCCACAUCCUGUGGGAGUGUAUCAGACAGGACCUGGGCAAACUGUUCUGGAGGUCUAGAGCCACCAACAAGAUCAACCCCUGGUACUUUAAACAUUGUGACGGGAGCUUUGUUAACGGGGUGUGGACCGUCUUCUGGUUCGGCCUGACAGACAUCAGAGAUUCCUAUGAGCUGGUGGAGCACGCCAAGAACCUUCCUGACUCUUUCCAUGCCUCGUCUCUCACCGCUUCCCAGCAGAGCCUCCCAGCUGAAGCAGGAUCCUGAACGGCCUCUUCCCAGCGGCCUGUUAUUAGCGCUGUAGUAGUCUUGGCUCCGAGGCUCUGGACUUUCUCUUUGUUUAGCCUGAGAGCUAGCUAUAGAUACUGUUUUCUCAUUUUUGCUCUGACUGGUCUUUUUCCUGUUCUGGAUUUUUUGACUCGGGUUUUUCUCUACCGUGAAACUUCAAAACCAAAGCUGGUGUGUUGUGGAGAAUUUCAUGCAUGCAGUAUUUUGACAAGCUAUAAAUCAUCCUCUAUUUUUAAAGCUGGUUAUAGCUCUAAGCAUUCUAGUGAUUAUAGCUGAGGGUUUCAGGGGUAUUUCCACUUUGCUAAGAAACACCUAUAGCAUGUACACACUUUGCAAGUCUGCCUCAUUUGAAAAGGCAACUUUUGUUGUCUCUUCACCAGACAAAAUGGGUGUUUUUCCCACCUAAAAUGCUUCCCAGAGUGGAGAAAUCUCAACACUAUGGUCUUACUUUGUAACGCGGACCAGGAAAACUGUAGUUUUCCAACACGAGUGCUUGUGUUUGCCUUCACGAACACUGCCAGGUGCUGUUUUCGCCUCCAGGUAUUUCUGUAUUUGUUUAUUUUGAAUGCCAAUACAUCUAAGUGCACAAUACAGGUGUUAUUAAAGGGGCAGUCCACUGAUUUUACUCUUCACAAUGUCUUCUGUGGCUCUAGGAGGAGCUGUUUAUAGUGUAAGAAAACAAUCCUGAUCCUGAGUCAUCUUGGCUCUGGCUCCGAAACCAAACACUUUGACUGACAGACUGCAUUACAAUUGGGUAUGUGGACCUUUCUUUUUCAAAUUUGUGCCGUGCAAAUCCCCCUGAAUAAAUAGCUGGAUAUUCCCUUUAAUCUGUUCACAAACAUAAAAUGGUGACAAAAAGUAGAAAAGAGAGGAGGUUUUGCCAGGAGGUGAUUGUCUUGCCUGGCAGAAUUUUGAGAGCGGUUGUUUUUUUGGCAGCCGCUCAGUAAAAAUAGCUUUUCUUUUCCUGGUUCUCAUGCACCUCUUAAAUGCCAAAGUGAGUGAUUGCGUGUAAUAUUCGGGUCAUUAAACCACUUUCGACCAAGCACUCCACCGCCUAUGUGCGGGUACAGUAUUUACCAGGCAUCUCAGAAUCACACUGACUUUCACUAAAGAGAAAGUAAUAUCAGUAAUAUUAAGCAUUAAAGUCAUAGUUAUAAUUAAUUAAUCUGAAUUAAUUUUAGCAUAUUUUUGCAUGCAGUGGGCUCAGACUUUUGGGCUCCACUGUAUAACCUCGGUAUACACACAAAACCUAGAAAUAAAAGGGUAUCCAAGGGUCAUAAAAAGUCUUACAAAGCACUGAAUUGAGUUUCUUCAAAAAAAUUCCUUAGAGGGAAUUAAAAAGUGUUCAACAUGUUCUCUUGCCUGCCACAGGUAGUAAUGUCCGUUCUAAAAUUGUUUUGUAUGGGAUUAUGGGCUGGGACUGUGGCUGCCCCUGGGUUUUCAUCAUACUUUCAUACUGUAGACUAUAUGAUAAUUGUAUUUAGGUUACCUUUUGGGGUGAUUGCGAGAUAGUUAAUAAGUACAUGUAAUAUGUAAAGAUAAACUGAUACUGUAUAUCGUAUACAGUAUCAUUUUAUGUAUAUUUUAUUUCUUUUUUUCUUAGCAUUUUUAUUGAAGUAUCACAGUUUUGUAUUUUUACUGAUAAAUUUUAGCCUGAUAAUACUUGAUCUGCUAUUUGUCAGUCCAGACGAAUGACAUUUCUACAGACUAGUUUUCAUUCAGCAGCUUUAGGUAUCUGCUGAUUGUCUACAGUUGUAGUAUCCUGACUAGACCAUUUUACCUUCAGAGGGGGGGUCAGUUCAGUUUUGGUUUUGACCUGUUGGUGAAGCUUUCAGAUCAGCAGUGUUUACGCAGGCAGGUUAAGAUGAUCACUAAAGAAAGAUGCAGGAUGAUGGACUGGGAUUACUGAUUUCAAAUGUAUUUAGACUUUUGUUUUUUGUUUUUGUUUUUUAACCUGUGCUACGAGUCAUCGUCCCCUUGGCAAGCCUGUUGACGCUUACUGGCAGUCAACACUUGGAACGGGACACUACUACACAACUGAUGAUCUAAGAGAUGAAUGAAUAAAAAAAAAAAAAAGAGAGAAAGAAAUGUGUGCACACUUUAGCCUUGUACUUUGUUGUAGAGGAAGUAGCAAAGAAUGAAGUUCAUCUGAUGUGUAUGCUCCAGUAUCCUUUUAUGACUUUGGAGAAAUCGUUCUAAUAAUAAACCAGGAAGUUUUACUUCAA